This is a messenger RNA of Plodia interpunctella (Indianmeal moth), 2232 nucleotides long. RefSeq names its product Asparaginyl-tRNA synthetase (gene AsnRS). Gene Ontology annotation, cellular component: cytoplasm. The record is from RefSeq and is a predicted model, not a curated record. The transcript is spliced from 10 exons. Gene Ontology annotation, molecular function: asparagine-tRNA ligase activity; nucleic acid binding; ATP binding. Lineage: Eukaryota; Metazoa; Arthropoda; Insecta; Lepidoptera; Pyralidae. Gene Ontology annotation, biological process: asparaginyl-tRNA aminoacylation. Bases 177 to 1838 code for a protein of 553 amino acids.
UGUCAGUUGACAGUUGGAAUUGGAAGACGUGGUUUGUUGUACCCUGUGGUUGUACCACUGCUCUUGCCUGCCUAUGAAAAUUUAUUUCAAUUUGGAUGUAAAAAAUCAAUUGUAUUUAUAUUUUACCGCAAAUUAAUUGUAAUUAUUAAUAUCUCUCUGUAAUUUGAAACUGAAUCAUGGCGGAUAUAGAAAAAUUGACCAUAAAAGAAAUUUACACUUCGGACAAGAAUGGAAACGAUUUGACUGGCGAUGGAACUGAAGAUAAUCCUUUUAAGACAAUCUUACAAGCAAUGCGUUACGCUGGCAAGGAACCCUUUCCUACCAUUUACGUGGAUGCAAAAGACACGAAUGAAAAAUACGAAGUUGCAGCUAAAUCGCAGUUGAAGAAAAUACAGAAAAUUUGGGUAAGGGAGUGCUACAAAGCUGCAGAUAAGGCCAAGGCUGAAGAGGAGGGUAAUGAAAAGAGAGCACAAAACUUGGAAGAAGCUAAAAAGAUUGUUCUCAAGCUGAACCCUAACCCCAAACCUAAACAUGUGAAAAUAUCUGAAGCACGAGAUUAUCGAGGAAAGCGUAUCUCCGUCUGCGGGUGGGUCCACCGUCUCCGGAGACAGGGUCGUUCGCUCAUGUUCCUCACGCUGCGAGACGGCACUGGCUUCCUCCAAUGUGUGCUGCACGGGGAGCUCUGCCAGACCUACAUCGCUCUGGUGUUGUCCACGGAGUCCUCGGUCAAACUGUGGGGAAACUUGGAGGUGGUGCCUGAGGGUAAAAUGGCACCAGGAGACCAUGAGUUGACAGCAGAUUACUGGGAGUUGGUCGGCCUGGCGCCACCAGGCGGCGCUGACGCCAUCCUCAACGAAGAAGCUCUGCCUGAUGUACAACUUGACAACAGGCACAUAAUGAUUCGCGGUGAGAACACAUCGAAAGUACUCCGGGCGCGCGCGGCUGCGGUGACCGCUUUCCGCGAUCACUUCGCCUCUAGAAAGUACACUGAGGUCCAACCACCCACUUUAGUACAGACCCAAUGCGAAGGAGGCAGCACACUCUUCAAGUUUGACUAUUUUGGUGCGAAGGCGUACCUAACUCAGAGCUCCCAGCUGUACCUGGAGACCUGCUUGCCGGCCCUGGGAGACGUGUACUGCAUCGCGCAGUCGUAUCGCGCGGAACAAUCUAGAACCAGGCGCCAUCUUGCCGAAUACAGUCACGUGGAAGCGGAGUGCCCCUUCAUCUCGUUCGAGGACCUGCUGGACAGGAUCGAGGACCUGGUGGUGGACGUCGUCAACAGGAUCCUCAAGUCCCCCGCCCGCGAUCUGGUGUACGAUCUCAACCCUAACUUUGUGCCACCAAAGAAGCCAUUCAAGAGGAUGACAUAUGUGGAAGCGAUUGAAUAUCUGCGCAAGAACAAAAUUACUAAGGACGAUGGAUCCUUCUACGAAUUUGGGGAGGACAUCCCAGAAAUGCCGGAACGCAAGAUGACAGACGAAAUCGGUGAGCCGAUUCUCCUAUGCAAGUUCCCGGCAGAAAUCAAAUCGUUCUACAUGCCCCGUUGUAAGGAAGACAAGCGGUUGACCGAAUCUGUGGACGUACUGAUGCCAGGCGUCGGGGAAAUGGUCGGGGGCUCCAUGAGGAUCUGGGAUUAUGAUGAGCUCAUGGAAGGUUACAAGCGUGAAGGAAUCGACCCCACUCCAUAUUACUGGUACACGGACCAGCGGAAGUUUGGUUCCGUACCUCACGGCGGCUACGGAUUGGGGCUCGAGCGAUUCCUCUGCUGGCUCCUGGACAGAUACCACAUUCGCGAAGUCUGCCUUUACCCGCGCUUUUUGGACCGCUGUACACCAUAAACACCUUCAAAUUUGGAAUCUUAUAUAUUUUAUUCAUUGCGCAUAUUGAGCGGCCAGUGUUUGUUUUUUUUUUAUUUGGCAUUUAUCUCAGGGCUGGAUAAAAUUAUUAUGUCAUACCAAAUAUUACAAAUGUAAUUUAUUUAGGUAUUUGCAUCAUGCAUCUGAAUUUAUAAUUAGACUACCUAUGUUGUCUACUUGUAUUUUGAAUAAAGACGUGAUAUAUGCGUAUGUGGCAUUUUGUUGAGCAUUUUUAGAUAAGAUAAUAUUUUUUCCCAUUACUGACUUGAAUGUUGGUCAUACGAGUAUAGAUACAUAUGACUUCAUAGAAUAAGGAGUGUUAAUCAUUCCAAGUUGUAUUUCAAUUUUUGGCAUUUAAUAAACGGCUUGUUACAAA